AUGAACAAUGAAUUUGUUAAAGCUUGCUCAAUUACAUAGAAUAGAGAGGAAUAUAUUUGUAUGAAUGAAUAAUGUUGUACCUCUAAUAGAAAAUAGCUUCAUUGUUAUGAAUGUAUCACGAAAAUUCAUAGAUAAAAUAAUAAUAAUUUAGUUAAUCAUCUUGAUGAUUUUAAAAAAAUUAGUUUUAUAAUGCAAGAGGUAGAUAAAAAAAAAAAAGAAAGAAUUAAUUUUAUUAAUUUAGCGAUAACAUCUCUAAAUGAUGUAAAAAAAGAGAAAUUUUAAAUAAUUGAAAGUUAUUCAAAUAAUCCAAAAGAAUUUUUAGAGUAAGUUAAAUCCUAUGUGGAAAAAGAGAUUGAUUAAUUAAUCCAAAAGUUAUAUGAAUAAGUUAUGGAAAUGAACUAAUUUACAGAAUAUUAAUAAUAGUAUCAUUCAUUAAUUAUUCAGCUUUAUUAAUAGACGACUAAUUUAUAUAUUGAAGAUUUUGUCAAAAAAAAAGAGUUGCUUUAAGUUAAAUUAAAUAAUUACAUAAAAAAAAUGGAUUUGGAUUUACAUCAAUAAAUUUUUAAGUAUAAAAAUUGGUAAUUUAUAGUUAUCUUUAGAAGCAGCAAUUUUUGGAAUAAUAGAUGUCAUAAUUGAUGAAAUAACCGAGUCAUACAAAUUCAUUUUUAUUUAAAUCUACAAUAAUUUUAAUUUUGAUUAUAAUUGGAUUAAAUCCAAUUAUUAUGUUUUAAGAUUCCAAUUAAAAAAAUGAAUUUCAAAUAAAAAUUGAAGAACUUCAUAAUAUGAUUAAAUAAUUUAAAGGAGAAAUAGAGAGCGAAAAUGAAAAUUUUUAUUCAGAAUUUAAUAAAACAUUAUAGGACUAAAUAUAUAAUGUUAAAGAUGAAAUAGAUACAAUAAAUUAAAAGAUAAACCAAACAGAAACACCAUUCAAUUAAUUUAAGAAUUAUUUUAACACAAAAUUAAAAUAAUAUAAUGAAACAAUUUAUAGUUAGAUUAUUUAAAAAACGGAUGUUAAUAAAGAAAAUCUUUUAGCAUUGCAAUAAUAAUUUGUGGAAUAAAAUGAUAAAUUUUCAAUAUAUAAUAAUCAAACUUCAAAUAUACUUAAUUACUAAUAAUUGAAGGAUAUGAAAAUAGAGUAAGAUUUAAAAAUGGUUAACAAAAACAUUACAUUUAUACUGGAAGUAAUAGAAUAGUAGAAAGCAUAAUUACUAGCAAAGAUAAUGAAUAUGCAAUAAAAGCUAUAAAAUAUAAAUAGAGAAUAAAUAAAAGAAAAAUUAUUAGGAAAAAUACAUGUUGAUCUAGAAUUAAAAUGGUUGAAAGAUUUUGUUAUAAUUUAUGACGAAUUUCUUACAAAUCCAUUAAAUAGAAAAAUAGUAAGAUAAAUUUAGAAUAUAACUGAAAAUGAUACAAUAAUAUGUAUUGGCGGAAUGAAAGUAGAUAAUCCUUAGAUAUUAUUAGUAGUAGGAUGUGAUUAUUAAUAAGAAAUAUUUUAAUUUACAAAUAAUUGGUAACAUGCUAGAAAAAGUUAAUAGGGAGAUAUUUAUUGGUAUAUGUUAGAUAAAUUUGCAUUUGGAUUUUCUCCAAAAGAAGAGAUUCUUUUAACUUUAUGUGAUGAUUUGGAUCCAAGUGAUCAGAUGAGGUUUAGUUAUUGGUUUGAAAAUGGAAGAGAUGGAGGGAGAAGAAUUGGGAACUAAACAUAGCUAAUUAAUUCAAUAGAUUAUAAAAUGUAGAUGUAUGCAUUUUGA
This is a messenger RNA of Paramecium sonneborni, 1745 nucleotides long. The record is from the annotation of a GenBank genome assembly. Lineage: Eukaryota; Ciliophora; Oligohymenophorea; Peniculida; Parameciidae.